CCCAAUCCUCUCACAUCCUGCAUUGCUUCACUAUGCUGCCUCCACAGCUUCUCACACGACGAAUACCAAGUCUCCUUCGGCCAUUACGGCCACCGAUAUACUAUACCCGACCCACGAAACCCCGCUUUUUUACCAUCAACGGGCCCAAACUCAUAAUCACCCCCCCUUCCGCUCGACACAGACCGCAGCUCCCCUUCCUUCACUCCCCUUCCGCCGCCCGGCCCACCCCAGCAACUACCAAUGGCCUCUUGAAUGCCGCCUUACUGCGCCUCCAGAUCCCCCGUCUAAUCAGCACAGAGCGCAAAGCCUACUACCAGAGGAUAUACCGAGGCUUAAAAAUCGGCCUGAGCAUAUAUGCAGCCAUAGUACUCCUCUUCGUGAUCCGAGUGGGUUUCUCACAAGAGAAUUACGAGAAACUAUUCCCCACACCGCCGGAAUGGACGUUUAGGAGUCGUUGGAAACUGCGUACAGCGCGGGCUAGAGCGCACCCGGAGCUAUUUCAUAAAUUACAAACAAGCUGGGCGAGCGUGGGGAACUUCUAUGUGGAUUUACUGGCGAGAUUGGAGGAUCCGGAGAUUGAUGGGAAGGGGCUGAAGGAGCAGGAGGAAGGGGGUUUACUGAUUGAGGGCGUCGGGAAGGCGGGGUAUGAUAUUUCGGAUAUGAGUGAGGCGUGGAAGAUUGGAUAUUUCCAGGCGCUCAUGGGCGCUGGAGAGGCUGCGGAGAAAUUGGAUGGAUGGGUGGAGGAUACGGAGCAGCAGAUUGUUGGCCCUGCGGAGUGUGUACUUGGUCCGUCGAAUGCGAUGCCGCAGCUUCUUCCGGGGACGAAGAAGAUGCUCAAGGAGGAGAACUGUGUGCCGGCCUAUGAGAGCCCUGAGGUGUUUUAUAUGAAGAUCCUGACGACGAAGGGAUUUGAGACGCAUCAGAAACUUGAUGCUGCGCUGGCUUAUGCUGAUUGGUUAGAUUUCAAGGGUUUGAAGGAGACUGCGGGAGAUGUGUAUAGUUGGGCGAUGGAUAUUGCUACUUCAGGACUACCAGGGGACGUAGAUCCAAAGAAUGUUGUGGAUCAGAACACCGGUAUUUUGAAAGAGCGAGGGGAUGCAUAUGUGACGGAGAACUUGUUACGGGCAUCGACCGCCCUUGGCGUACACCAGGUGCGUUUGGGUGAUUUAUCGACAGCAUUAUCUAUUUUCGUGUCUGUCUUGAGGGCUCGUCGAUCCCUUCCUCAAGAAGAUGAGGACUCUACAGCAAGAUCCCAGGCAAUUUCUCCUCCACCAAAUGAGUCGAAGUCGAAGAACGACUCUUCCCUUACCCGUAUUUCCAAAUCUAUCCUCUCCUUCCUCACACCUCCUGAAUACCCGCUCCCAACCCGAACCGGCAACGAGCGCGCAGUGCGCUCCCUCUACACCACCUGCGAAGAAGCAGGCCUGAUGGUAUACAUUGGCGAGAUAAUCUUUGCCUCCUCGUCGCAAGAGCGUGGCCUAGCAUGGACCCGUGAUGCUGUAGACCUAGCCGAAGCCACCAUCCUCCAACUCAAUGGUGAUGAGGAAGAAAGUUCCCAUCCCACCUCUGCCGUCAUGUCACCAAACAACACCGGCAGCAGCAGCCACAGCUUGUCCAUGAACCAUUCCGACGCACACCAGCGUUGCCGGGAGUGUGUCAAGGCAGGUCUAGAUAAUUGGAAGCAGAUGGUGCGUCGGUUAGUUGUCAAAGCGGAAAAUGAGGAGUUGGAGAGCAUGGAUAGGGCUGGUAAGGGGUCGUGGUUGUGGUGGUCUGGGCUAGGUAGGAAUAAGGUGAAGGAGAUGGAGAUGGAGAGGAGACGGUGGGAGGCUGAGGAAUUGAUUGUUAAGGAGCGAGAGAAGACGUUGAGGUAUAUCUUGGGUAAUCCGGGAUUUGCGGAUUAUGGGAUGUCGGUGGUUGUGGGGUGAUUUGAAUAUGAAAAUGAUUAGUUGUAACCUUUAUUCUUCACCCUUUCUUUUCGAGGGAGGGCUGCUUGGUUUGUGGUUUGUAUUAUUAUUUACGGACUUAGCUUACUUCGGGGUGUUUAUUUUUGCGUGGGAUGGUUUAUUUCCUCGUAUGUCCUGUCACUAUUCAGCAGAACUAUAUAGCCCGCUUCCUUGUUUUCCGCGAAAAGUAUGACUUGAUCCAUGGGUUUCACUUUCCACUACAUUCUUCGAAGGACGAGCGAAAGGCAUGUAUAUAGAAACUGCGGAUUCAAGUCAGUCACUUAGCCCAAACGAACUAAGUCUCAUGGGCCAGUCUACCCCUAUGAGAUAAUAGCAACUGUGAGCAGUUCGUUCAUAGCCCACAAAUUUUGUUUCUGACAGUUGCGCCCCAUCCAAUUGCCCAGCGUGGCCAAAAUCGUAGGUAGAGGC
Molecule: messenger RNA, 2372 nt
Organism: Blastomyces dermatitidis ER-3
Lineage: Eukaryota; Fungi; Ascomycota; Eurotiomycetes; Onygenales; Ajellomycetaceae
Exons: 1
Coding region: 33-1925 (630 amino acids)
Source: RefSeq, a predicted model, not a curated record